AUGGUUCGUAUAGAAGUUGGGGCUAGAUUUACGAAUCUAGAGCAGAGAGAUAAAGAAAAGAGUGACCUUAUUGCUAAACUACAACAGAGUGAUAAAGAAAAAACCAACCUUAUCACUAAGCCCGAGCAGAAUGAUAAAGAUACUGUUGCUAGAGUUGCGAAAUUAGAACAGAAGCAAUUGCAAGACGAUGAAAAGAGUAAAUUAUAUGAUGAUACCAAGGAAAACAAUCAAUCUUUAGUUGAUGACACAUCUACCGAAACAGAAAGUUCAAACAAUACUCAUGGACAGAUAAACUUACAACGUGAUGAUACUCCUAUAUCUGAUGUGCCUGACAUUACUUCAAAUUCUGAUGAACUCAAUAAUGCUCCAAAUUCUGAUAAUUUUUCAGAAGAACCUAUUAGUCAAACACAAAGUACCAUUCCUUCCGAAAUAAAAAUUCCCUAUAAUCAGAAAGUAGAACAAGGUUUAAUACAUGAGUUAUUUGAAUUUAUUAGAGGCACCGAUUUCAUGUCCUUACAAAAUCUAAAGAAAACUCCAUUGAAUUCUAUCUUCAUUAAACAAAUUUCGGACAUUCCUGUUGAUAUAGAUCUAACUCCAGGUUCUGCACCUCCUUUAGCUCAUUUAUUUGGCAAGGCCGAGAAAACUGGACGAAAAGAAAAAUUGCGAUGGUAUUAUUAUAAGACAAUCACUAUAUCCACUCCCUCUAUUCAGACAUUACAUACCUCUAAUUCGAUUAAUGAGAUAAGUGGGGAAGUUAAAUCUUUAUCAGAGAGCGAGGACAAUAUACCUACUGAAUCACUAGAAUCUUUCAAUGAUAAUGAUGAUGAGAAUAAAAUAAAUGUAACAUUUUCUUAUGAUGAUGAGAAUAAAAUAAAUGUAACAUUUUCUUAUGAUGAUGAUGCUGAAAAGAAAAGUACAAUUCAUGAAGUAGUAUAUAAACACUUCUUUUUCCUGUCUUAUACUAAAUCAAAUGCAUGGUAUCAAGAUGUAUUUAAAUAUAUCAAUUCAAAAGCUAAAUGUCCGAUAUGCAAUAAAGUUCAUUCAAAAGCAGGCUUAUGCCAAUAUGCCAUUGAACAUGGAAUGAAUCUUGAGAGAUUUGCGGUCAUUACUGAGGCUGAGAAAAAAAGAUGUGAUAGAAAAUAUUUUU
Diversispora eburnea is the source of this 1147-nucleotide messenger RNA. The record is from the annotation of a GenBank genome assembly. NCBI's taxonomy places the organism in Eukaryota, Fungi, Glomeromycota, Glomeromycetes, Diversisporales, Diversisporaceae.